This is a messenger RNA of Chara braunii, 4363 nucleotides long. The record is from the annotation of a GenBank genome assembly. NCBI's taxonomy places the organism in Eukaryota, Viridiplantae, Streptophyta, Charophyceae, Charales, Characeae.
CGAGGAUGGCUCACGAUGCCUCGGAUCCAUCCCAAAUGUGCUUUCAUGGGGACCACUGUCGUCUAACUAUGACUGAACUUCGUUGUUUUGGGGUCCGGGUGACCGAUAACAAAAUACGUACUGUGGGUCGUGGUUGAUGUUGGGACGUGCUGACUGUUCUGAGUGCAUGUGGGUUCAUUUCCUCCGUGUGUUUCAGGGAAUGGCUACACACGGACGAAGCCGCUCCGCUGGUGGUUCCGCCCCGCAUGGAGAGGAGCGUCGAGGGACGACGUCGUCGCCGGCAAGGGAAACGAGUCGGGGAGGUGGCAGUGGGGAGGAAGAACGACGAGCUCAAAACUUGUGGUGCGACUACAGCAAAUGUGUCUGGUAUUUGGACUGGGCGAGCUUGGACGGCUCCAACCCGUUGCAACCACCGUGCGGGCCGCUCUUGUUCGUCGCAGUUCGCGCCGACAGAACGCGUCUCGCAGGGUCCAUCGUCCAGUGGGUCGGCAUUGUCGAAUACAAUUUUAAGUUUACGUUGAAGAAGCAUUACAGAAUUGAUGGUUCCGUCGACGACAUCGCAAAAGGAUGCAACGUUACCGGGAGGAUGUUCGGCGGGUACGGCCGGCGUGCGAUGUCUUUGUCGUACUUUGUCCCCCUAGCGCCGAGGCACGACGAGGCCGUUCACGUGACAGACUUCCUCGAGGUUUGGGCGAGAUCUGGUACCUCUGCCAGUGUCGUGGACGUCGGACCUGGGACAUCGAUCAGUGGUCCUGUUGGGUUCCCGGGAGGAGAGUGCUCUGAAAGGGGGAUGGGAGGUCAGGGUGGUCUGCAAGCUACUCCUCCUGAUCAAGAGGUGGGCAUGUCAGACGACUCGGAGGACGACUAUCCGCGUGCUCCUUCGAAACCGGGCUUGCAUGGAUCUCGCCGUCAAGGUUUGCUUGGGGAGUCGACGCCGCGUGGAGGCGGCGAUGGCGAACGGUUGCGACAGGGCUCAGAAUCGAUGACUCCUCGUGGUCUGGUCGAAAGGAUUGGUUUGUUUGUUCAUGGCAUGCAGGUGGCCGGGGUUUCGCCUGGAGAUCGCGCGGGUGGUCCGCAGACGGAGUUGAGCCUGGAACGAGAAGCAAGUGGGAAUGUCGCCGGUGAGAAGGAGGUGUCCGAGCAGGGGCUGUUCCGUGAGAGAUCGGCUAAAAAGGCUCAGUCGGGAGGAAAGCGCAACUUGCCGGAUGAGGAAGAGCGAGAGGGAGUAGGUGCUCUGAAAAGGCACAGAAAGGUAGGAGGGAGUGCUCGGACGCCAACAUCACGAGAGGGCGGUUCCGUUGAGAAGAGGAAAAGGGUUGGAGGUGGGGAUGAAACGCCAAAAGACUCAUCGACACAGCGAAGAACCGGUGAGUCUUCCGGGAAACGGUCGAAAUCAUCGAGGGGGAAGAAAGCAGAUGAGGGCGGCAGCGGGGAGGGAAAUGACGAUGUGGACAUUCACCUCAAAGCCUUCAACCUUGACAAUGCGUUCUUCCUCGAGAUGCAGACAGGGGUGCAGAAGGAUGUCGUGUUGCACAUCCAUCCCGAAAGAAUAUUAGGUAUUCCAGACUGGGAAGACGCGUACAACCACAAAUCCUUGGACGAGUUCCUCGUUGAUACCAUCGCGUCGGCUAUGAUCGACUGCUACGAACGUAAAGAUAUGAGAUACACGAAGCCCAUUUUCGUUCUCGCUUCGAUCGUCGCGCCUCCAGAGAAUGGCGAGCCUGCUGUGCGCGUGCUGCCUGCUGACUUCCACAGCUCACAGCAGGAGAAAUACGAGUAUUAUCCUGUGUGUGGACAGCAUAACGCGAGGGCGGCGAUGAAGGUGGUGUGGAGUUUGCUUCAGCAGGGAAGGCACGUCUUGGUCGUGGAUGGGGACACAACGCAGCUCGAAUACACCGUGCAGUAUGUCACCCAUGAAGUAUCAUCCAAGGCUUACCCAUGCGAUUUCCACCACGUCGUGGUCAAGUCCGUUUAUGACCCGAACAAGGACAUGUUCUUCAAGUUGACUCCGAAGAAAAGGUGCCAGGUCUACUCCUUCCUUUACGACGAACAACCAAGGUUGAGAUUUGACCCGCAGUACGUGGUGCGGAAGGAAGUCGCCAUUGCGGUCCUCCAGGGCUACCACGGAGCGAGUCAAGCCGGCGAGGUGAGCUUCAUUAAGAGGCUGGAAUAUGUGUUUUUUAACGAGAAUGUCCUCAAUCCGACCGAUUUCACUUUGGAUAACUACAAGCUGGCAUUCGGUGAGGAGGACGACUUCAAUAUCGAGACUAAGCAGGAGGAGAGCGUUGAGGACGAACUCUUCGAUUUGGACGGGCAAUUGUCCAUCUUCAACGCCCAAGUUUCUGAGUCGCCGUCAGUAUGCAAACCGGGGACACCUCUCGCUACACCCACCUCGGGCAGCCCCACGCCAGUGUCCUCCUCAUCGCCUGUCAAGAGGGGUGGGUUGUCCCGUCUGAGGAGUUCGCCGGGGGAGCCUAUUCCUCUCACACGCAGCCCGAACGUCUUCGACCCGGCCAUCCAGUUCCUCCGGACCAUCCGCAUCUCAAGGCUCCUGCGACUCCCUUCCACAUGGGCGACAAACACACCUUCUCCAGAGCCGAAGAUUGGGACCAUGAUAUCGUGUGGCACCCAGACCAUUUCCAGCCAGUCCUUCUCGACGGCGAAUGGGCAGUGGCUGGACACGCUGUUCGAUUUAUUGCAGUCAAAUAGAUUGCUGGAAGUGUCCUCCGCGUUCUACGCCCUUCCGUCAAGCCCGUCAAUUAAGCAAGUGAGUUGGGAGUUGCCUGCGGGUACCCCGCCGGCAGGAGUUGUGAAGCGCAAGUCUCGCGGAAAGGACGGCAAAGGGGAUGGUCAAGGAGGCGGGCAACGAGGUACCGGAGGUGGAAGUGAACAACGUUCAACGAAACAGCGGUCUCCGGGGCACGCAGGCGGCGGAGAGGGGAAAAAGGGCAGCCGGGAGAAGAAAAAGCCUCGCAGCGGAGAGAAGACAAAGCAUCAUACAGGAGACGAGCAGGGGUCCGAUGUCGACCGCGACGAGGACGGUGGGGUUCUGGCAGUGACAGGCAGCACCUCAAUGGAGACGGGGAACGACUUCAGGCCUGGGUGGAUUACACGGCCUGGCGAGCAGGACCUUGUGAUUAGCUCCACCAGCGCAACACAAUAUACCGAUGCUGUUGGCGGGGCAGUUGUAGCAAAAAAUGGAACUUGCUUCGCUCAGCUCCAAAAACGGUUGGCGGAUUGUCUCAGAUCUAUCCGAGCCUCGGAGACGACAUCGUCGUCCGGAACUCAGUGCCUUCCGGGCAGCGAGACGACAACAUAUCACGGAUCCGGCAGCGACAAGCUCCAACCAUGUUCGGUUUCGCCUCAAAAGGAAGUUCGGAUUAAUCCGAACCCGGAAGCCAGUACCGUUGAGAGAGCACAGCGGUCUGCGGAACUCAAACGGGUGGUCCGGGUUUCCGAAAACCCUGGCGGCGAAAUUCGGAUUCAUCCGAACCAGGAGGACGUGUCCGCCAUGACAGACGACCGGUGUCAAUACACCGUCAUGUUGUGCAUGGAAGUCCACAAGAAGCUGCAGGCAGACUGUCCGACUGAGGUCUUAAGCAACUCUCCGGUGAAAGCGGACACGUCGUUGCCGUUGGAAACUGCGGUGGCUCGGAUGAAUCCGAACCAGGGCCUUGUGAGCAUGUCCCUCACUGGUGCAGCUUUGGAGACGACCGUAAUUCGGAUUCAUCCGAGACACAUGGACGAAGGACUUGACGGUUGUCGACUUCUGACGAAUUUGGACAAGGACGACUCCGCCGACGACUGGAUUGAUCCGACACUCGGCGACGUCGGGAUGGAGCAACCAGUUCAGCCAGUAUACGACGACCCCUUGUACUCCGGCCUUGACGACGAGGCGAUGGGAGAGGACGUUCUGAAGAAGUCCUCUGACGCUGUUGGAGAUAGAUUUCUCUACUUGAGUGACGACUUUAAAGACACAGCGCACGAGGACAACAAGUUAAGGGGGGGAGAGGUGUCGUUGGACAUCAGGGACCUUGAGCACAACACAAUGCGACACGGUGGCGACGGAGGAAACCCGACCUUUCGAUCUUGUGGACGUCGACGCUCUUUGUCCGGAGACGGACAGACUAAAAUUGCCCGUCGCGGACGUGGAGGAUAUCCGCCAUCGGGAUGGGGAUGAAUUCAUGCCAUCGCCGGUCAUCGACACAGACAUCUCGAACCUGUCAAGUUUCCCUGUGAGUUUGGAGCACGUUGUCGAACCAAAUACCCUUACAAGGGUAUUUGGCCAUGCUCUUGCAUUUGACACAAUGACGACGUCAGCUACCCUGGCGGAGCCGGUGUGGAAUGAAAAGGGUGUGCACGC